UCUCUAGAAUCCAGGGGCUGGGCGUGCCUGAUUUACAGACUUUCUGCAUUGAACCACGGCACUGUGCCCACUAAACGCUGCCCUUCUCUCUCUCCAAAACCCAUCCUCUCUCUUUUUUUCUUCCUACUACUCAUCGCUGCGUCGUUUUUUCUAUCAACCCCUUUGGAACCGAGAAAAGAGAAGGAAAGGAAAGAAAAUCCACUCCCUGUUUCUGGGGCCCUUGUUCCUCGUCUCCUUUUUCUUCCUUCCUCCUUUUUUCCCUGGGCCCAGGUGCCAUUUGUCUUUUUUUUCCUUGGUCCCUGUAAAACGCAACGCCCCCGGAUUUCUCUUGCGUAGCAGCCGGUGGCCCGUCAUGACAAGGCCAACCAUCAUCCGCGCCGACACCCUCGAUCUGCGAGACAAGGACACUCAUCACCCGACCGACACAAAGCAACAGUUCGCCAACUCUUCAUCAUCCGAUCCUAGCCAUCCUGAUUCGACAGACCUCGCCCAUCAGAAACCACACAUUGGCGCUCACCAGGCCGAAACCCUCCGCGAGAUUGCGCACGAGACGGCCCAGGAAGAGUUGCGCAGCCCCCGUCUUGCCCAGUUUGGCGGCGACUCUGAUCAGUUCUACCACGACGAGCCCGAGCUGCAUCCUGCCGAAAUCGCCGCCAACAAGAUGGACGCGUAUCGACGACACGAGGAAGAGGCCUUGACGGCCUCCCAACAGGCCGCCCAGCAAGCUGCCGCUGCCCAUGGCUCCGACUCGGAAGACGAGCACAUGGAGGAUGGCGACAUUGACAUUGAGGACGACAUGAUGGACAAAAUCUCCAGCUCUCCUUCCAUCGAAGAUGAGGACAUUGACUUCGACUUCGUAUACGCCCUGCAUACCUUUGUCGCCACAGUUGAGGGCCAGGCCAACGCAACAAAGGGUGACACCAUGGUUCUCCUGGACGAUAGCAACAGCUACUGGUGGCUGGUGCGUGUCGUCAAGGACAGCAGUAUUGGUUACCUUCCCGCAGAGCACAUCGAGACCCCUACCGAGCGUUUGGCCAGAUUAAACAAGCACAGAAAUAUUGACUUGUCCGCCACCAUGCUUGGAGACCAGGCUACCAAGCCCAAAAAAGCCUUUAUGGGCAUGAGCAAGAAGCGAAAGACGGUCGUCUUCUCUGAGCCUACAUAUGUAGACUACUCAGACUUUGACUACUCUACAGACGAGGAAGAUAUGGAGGAGCUGCUGGGUGCCCAAGAAGGACAGGUCCAAGAAAAAACUGCCGAGUCCGCCGAAGGCCAAACAGACUCGGGACCCAACGUCGAGGUUAUACAAAACGGACACAAGGAAGAUGAAGCUGUCGUUGCUGGCGACGAAAAGGCUGCCGUUGCCAAGAAGACGGAGCCCACGAUUAAGGAAGUCCAGCAGGAUUCUGAUGACGAGCUUAUCGAAAGCACCGUCGAGGGCCCCAGCCGCUCGAGGAACGGCACGGUUAGAAACACGGACUCGUUCUUCAAGGACAGCUCAGAGACCAAGAAGAUGACUCUCACGCCUAACCUACUGCGCGACGAUAACGUCUCGUCACCGCCAGAUGCUGAGCGUGAUAGACAGGCGGUCAUGGACAAGUUUGAACGGGAGCUUGCUACCCCUGACAAGGAGAAGAGAAAGAGCAAGGACAAGAAGCCUAGCGCAAUCCGCAACUUUUUCUCUAGAAAAGAAAAGAAGCGGGCGCAGGACGACGACGACGAGUCGUUUGGCAAGCGGUCCAUGGAUAUCAUGUCAGAGCCUCGCGACAGCGACGACCGCUAUGACGAGGCCAGCCCCGAGAAGAACAGCCGCAGGCUUCAAAAGCCUCAGCCUCGCUCGGAGCCCACAUCGGGCACCCGCAAGGUGUCUGUUGGUGCAGCCCAGAAGCAGACAGUCGAGCUUUCGUCGUACCUCUCAGAGACCAGAACCAACGACGUGUCGUCGGUGCCGCCAGCAUCGAUGCGCAUUACCGACCCCUACACACAAGAGACGCGCGAAGUCCCCUCCAACCAGCAGACAGCGGCGUCAAGAGAAAUCUCACAAGCCAGCCCGGAGCCUACGCCAGUGGCAUCGCCCAGCAGCGGUGGUGCCAUGUCUGCACUGUCCAAGAUUGUGCCGAGGAGAAGCCCGUCGUCAGGCUCCGACGUCAAGCCUCAAAAGACAAUCAAGGCCAAGACACGUAUGGAGCUGGAGAUUUCAUCCGAGUCCGAGGCCGAGCACGAGGCAGACGUCGUGGUACACUCGCCGCCGUCCAGCAUCGACGAGGAGGCCGCUGCCAUCAUCCCCACCAAGGAGGCUGUCACGCACCACCCGUCGCCCAGCGUGGGAUCCAACCCGCCUGCCCUGGUGGCAGACACAUCGUCCACAGAAGCCCGAACGCCCGAGGCCACGCCGUCGCCUGAGCCCACGCUGUCCAAGGAGGGCAGCACCAAGGCUCCCACAUGGGACGACGGCAAGCUGCGGUCCUUCUUUGACGACGGCGAGCACGUCCGCGACCUGCUUGCCGUUGUCUAUGACAAGAACGACCUUGGCCCUGUGGGUAUGGACCACCCUAUUGCCGGCGGCCUGUUCCGCGAGCAAAACGCCAAGCUGGCCGAAAUCACAACGCAGCUGGACAAUCUCCUCGGCGACUGGCUGUCCCGCAAGCAGCGCACGCGCGGCAGCGUAUAAGUCCUCUGAGUGAGCUUUUAUCCUGUCUGGUGUACCUACCUGCUUUCUUCUCUUGUAUCAUUGCAUCCCCCCCUGUUGCUGUGGCCUCACACGACGCAUAUAUAGAAUCUUCUUGCUUUUUUUUUCUUUCGCCUCUGGUUUUGGGCGGAGAUGUCUUAUGACUUUAUGGAUGGAGGUGCAGAGUGAUCUCUGACUUCUGUGGUGGUGAAUGGUGAUGGGAGUGGUUUGUUUAUACCCGUGCUGAUAUCACCUUUUUCUUACACUCGUUUGUUUUUAUAUUUUUUACCUGUAUAGCGUGUUUUUUGUUUCUAGAGUUAGGAUCGGUGGGCUGUGCAUAGGCUUUUCACAGUAGUUUUCAUUCGCUGGAAGGUUUCCUUGUUUUUUUUAUGUUCUGUAUAGAGUAGGGAUUACAUGUAUUAUGUCUGUCUGACUAGUAUGUCAAAGAAUUCAAAUGCAUCUAAAGAAAAGUGUCUGCUGUUGUUGAGAGUUGCCGUGCUAGAUGUCGAGAAGUGGAAAUGAUUCGGGUUGUACUGGUGGGAGGGGGUAUAAUGAAAAUUGGUGUGUAAAUGAUGUGACUUAAGGCUACAAAAUAGUAGCUCUGUGCGGGUUGUUGGGGAGUAAGUCUGGACGUUAUAGUAUGUCUAGCCAUUGGAAAUAGCUCGCAAGACUUACAGAUGAUAUAUGUAUUGCCUUUGAAAUUGGAUUGGAAGCACCUGAAGAUGAACAGCUGUGGUAGGUGGUAGGUGUUAUAAGACGAACUCUUCGGGCCUCCGCGGGUUGAUGGAUGCUAUGCUGUCUUGUAAUCCAAGAGAUCUAUGACAAUGCAUGUCAAAUCUACAAAUAGAGAGUCAUCUCGGUGAGCAGGGCAGCAAGUUGGCUGCUAGCCGCACAUAUAUACACGAC
Molecule: messenger RNA, 3574 nt
Organism: [Torrubiella] hemipterigena
Lineage: Eukaryota; Fungi; Ascomycota; Sordariomycetes; Hypocreales; Clavicipitaceae
Source: the annotation of a GenBank genome assembly